Molecule: messenger RNA, 1569 nt
Organism: Aspergillus uvarum CBS 121591
Lineage: Eukaryota; Fungi; Ascomycota; Eurotiomycetes; Eurotiales; Aspergillaceae
Exons: 2
Coding region: 1-1569 (522 amino acids)
Source: RefSeq, a predicted model, not a curated record
AUGUUCAUCCCUUACAAUCCGCGCUCCUCCACACAAGCCAAGCACAACCGCCGGAAGAUAAACACAUACGUGGCCGCAGUAGCGGCCGCAAAUUCCAGCGUUAAGCGGUGCUCACGGUCCCACAAGACGGCUACGACUGGCCCUGCAAUCGAAAAGAUAGAGAACUUCACUCAAGCCCUCCAUUGGUUCCCUAAUUUUAGUGACCCCACGGGGGAACCUCCCCCUGCACGUCAGGCAGACGAACAGGGAUCAGCAUGCGGGAAGUCCGAGGACCCUGGCGCCGGCCAGCCUCCGGCGCGUGCUUUUGCUGCAGGGAGGUUCUACCCCAUCGAGGGUUCAGGCCCUAACUCUCGCGGACCGCUGGCACUGCAGGCUCUUGCCCACUUGUACGAUGUCCUCCUCCCGUACGAUGCGAAAGUGGUGGGCCUGGGGAAGUCAGAAACAGACAGCUAUGCGAGGGAUCUCCUCGCAUGGACCUUCGACCACGAGGAGGUUUUUCAUAGCCAGGCAGCCUUCAGCCUGUGUAUCAUGUACCGAAUCGACGGCAGUAGGGGAGUUCACCAGGCCAUCCUGUGGCAUCGGCAGCAUUUACUAAGGGCCGUGCGCCAACGACUAUCUGCUCAGCGAGUGGACGACGUGCUGCUGCACAGUCUCUGCACGAUGAUCUCCGUCGAUGAGUGGCUGGGCUUCCACGAGUCUCGCGCCGUCCACCUAAAAGGACUACAAAAUAUCAUGCGCGUUCGUGAAUCCAGCAACAAUGCGUUGCAGCUCACACUUCCAGGGCCCAGUGUCGCUCCCGGUAUGUUGCCAAAGCAUUCUCCCUUGGGCAAGGUGGUCCUCGUCAACAGGAUCAUGGUAGAGUUUCAUCUGAAAAUGAACCUCGGCUUCUCGCAGGAAGUGGCUCCACUGUCAACAUCAUCGUCCAGUAGACCCCCUCUGCAGCUUCUGAGCCCAGGCCCCGCCACAGAUCUCGCUGGCGUGGAGGACCUCCUACCGCCCGGCUUCCAAGAUCUCGCUCGAUCGGGCAGAUUGACUCCCGCCCUGGUCGACCUCCUUUCGGACUUCUCGUUCUGGUUCUACAGCGGGAUGGGCACAGACGCCACCACCCGCGAGACCUGGCGCUGUCUAACCUUCACCCCCAGCAACAGCCUGGAAAAGUGCAUUGACAUCGCUCUGGUCUCGCUCGCCGACGAUCUCAGCGCGCUGGGCUCCCAUCCGUGCGCUGUCAUCUUCCGACAGGCCGAGCAGCGCGCGCGCCUCCUCCGUUCGCUCUCAUCUUUAUUCGAUGAGCACUGGUUUCGGGAACUUGGGAUCUGGAUUAUUACGAUCAUUGCAACACCAGCAAGAACGUCGCGUCUGCCCUGGCUGGUCAAGAUGGAGGUGUUGGGGAUGGUGAUGUUGGUCCCGCCGUCCUCACAGAGUGGUGGCUCCUACUAUCGAUCUGUUGACCAAAUUGAGGGGGUCCUCCGACGGUUCUUCUUCGACGAGAGUCGUGCGGACGAUUGGCGAAGGGCUUGGAAGGAGUAUCUUGAGCUUGGAGUGGGGGAUCCUAAUGCACUAAUAGAAUAG